Messenger RNA from Quercus robur (English oak), 1703 nucleotides. RefSeq names its product IAA-amino acid hydrolase ILR1-like 4. Gene Ontology annotation, cellular component: endoplasmic reticulum. The record is from RefSeq and is a predicted model, not a curated record. The coding region runs from base 183 to 1541 and encodes 452 amino acids. Gene Ontology annotation, molecular function: IAA-Ala conjugate hydrolase activity. Gene Ontology annotation, biological process: auxin metabolic process. The transcript has 5 exons. NCBI's taxonomy places the organism in Eukaryota, Viridiplantae, Streptophyta, Magnoliopsida, Fagales, Fagaceae.
ACUGUGCGUCACUUUCAUACUAGUUUUCAACUUCUCCUAUAGCCUUUAACCAUUCUUACUUAUAAAAAAAAGUUAAGUACUGAAACCCAUGUUACCUCCAAAGUUUCUCAUAAGCUUUCAUCUUUUUUCUUUUCUGCCUGCUACUUUCAAUCCCAACUCCCAAGCUCAAUUCCCCAUAAAUCAUGAAUUUCUCCAAGUGGGUAUCUUUGAUUUUCAUUCUUAACUUGUUUUGUCCAACACUCAGUUUCUCAGAUUCUUCUUCUUCUUCUUCUUCUUCUUCUUCAAGCUCAAAUGGGCUCACAGAAAUCCCCAAAAGGUUUCUCCAGUUUGCCAAGAGACCAGAACUGUUUGAUUGGAUGGUGAGAAUCAGAAGGAAAAUACAUGAGAAUCCAGAACUGGGUUAUGAGGAAUUUGAGACUAGUAAGCUUAUCAGAACUGAAUUGGAUAAGAUGGGUAUUACUUACAAGUACCCAGUUGCUGUAACUGGUGUUAUUGGCUUCAUUGGGACUGGUGGACCACCUUUUGUCGCCAUAAGGGCUGACAUGGAUGCUCUUCCUAUGCAGGAAAUGGUGGAGUGGGAGCACAAGAGUAAAAUUCCUGGGAAGAUGCAUGCUUGCGGACAUGAUGCUCAUGUUGCAAUGCUUCUUGGAGCUGCAAAGAUACUUCAAGAGCACCGUGAAGAGAUAAAGGGAACAAUUUUACUUGUUUUCCAACCAGCUGAGGAAGGUGGUGGAGGGGCUUUGAAGUUGAUAGAUGAGGGGGUGUUAGAGAAUGUAAAUGCUAUCUUUGGUUUGCACGUUUCAGCUAACUUAGCAGUGGGUGAAGUGCACUCCAAAGCUGGUCCCAUAGGGGCUGGGAACGGUUUCUUUGAAGCUGUCAUAAGUGGUAAAGGAGGUCAUGCGGCCAUUCCUCAGCACUCUGUAGACCCAAUAUUGGCAGCCUCUAAUGUGAUUGUUAGCUUACAACAUCUUGUUUCACGUGAAGCUGAUCCUCUGGACCCACAGGUAGUUACGGUUGCGAAAUUCCAAGGAGGUGGUGCAUUCAAUGUUAUUCCAGAUUCUGUAACAAUUGGUGGCACUUUUCGUGCAUUUUCUAAGGAAAGUUUUAUGCAACUCCGAUAUCGCAUUGAGGAGGUUAUCAGAGGGCAGGCCGCCGUGCAGAGGUGCAAUGCAACAGUGGAUUUUUUCACAGAAGCGAAACUAUUCUACCCUCCGACCAUAAACCACAAAGGCUUGCAUGAGCACUUCCUAAAUGUUGCUGGGGAUAUGAUUGGCAUUCAUAAAGUGAAGGAUGUUAAACCGUUGAUGGGAUCUGAAGAUUUUGCAUUUUACCAAGAGGUCAUACCUGGAUACUUCUUCUUAAUUGGAAUGCAGAAUGUGACACGUGGACGGCUAGAAUCAGAGCAUUCACCACACUACCAAGUCAACGAAGAUGCAUUUCCUUAUGGUGCUGCACUACAUGCAUCAUUGGCUGCUAGGUAUCUGCUCGAAUAUCAACCAGAAGUUUCUUUUUCAGAAAGAAAAUUUCACGAUGAGUUGUAAAUGUUUCUUGACUGUAUUGUUACCUGUUCAAAUAUCAUGCCAGCUUUGGCAUGGCCAAAUUUUCAUUAGGCAUCAGGUUUAGAUUCAAACCUACUUUGGCUGUAGAUGACUUGUUGGAAAUUGAAAUCAUCUAUGUCAUUACUCUUAGGUUCAUUUUUGUUA